Messenger RNA from Capronia epimyces CBS 606.96, 1440 nucleotides. RefSeq lists its product as uncharacterized. Lineage: Eukaryota; Fungi; Ascomycota; Eurotiomycetes; Chaetothyriales; Herpotrichiellaceae. The transcript has 6 exons. The coding region runs from base 1 to 1440 and encodes 479 amino acids. Gene Ontology annotation, molecular function: heme binding; monooxygenase activity; oxidoreductase activity, acting on paired donors, with incorporation or reduction of molecular oxygen. The record is from RefSeq and is a predicted model, not a curated record.
AUGGUCGGGAAUCCCGCAUCCGAAAAGACGUACUGGCCGGCGAAGAUACGAUGGCUCAAAUCCGCCAAAGAGCUCGUCUAUGGUACCCUAGCCAAGACCAAAACUCCUUUCCAAGUUGUGGCCGCCUCAGGGCCUCUUAUCAUCCUCCCACCACACUUCGUUGAAGAGAUCAAAAAUGACGACCGCAUGACAUUCAAGUCAUGGCUUCAGAAGGUGAACGUUGUUGUGGACUUCUUCACCAAAUACCCGGGCUUUGAAGGGUUUAUCCCCGCAGUGGACAACGACGUAUUUGUCAGCUCUGUCAGAAUUGGCCUCACCCAGUCUCUGGCCCAUUUCGUGAAGAUCCUUGCAGAUGAGACCAAGCUGAGCCUCAACGAGUCCCUUCCUCCAAGCAAUGAAUGGAAAGAAGUCCAUUUCGAUACCGCAGCGUUGCGAAUCAUUGCGCGCCUAUCUUCUCGCUCAUUUCUGCCGGAGCCACUCUGCCACGACGAGGAAUGGCUCAAGCUCGCCGUUGACUAUACCAUAGAUUUCUUUACUGCGGCAUACAUCCUCCGGCUUUUUCCGCCAAUAUUGCGUCCGCUUCUUCACUGGUUCCUCCCUUGGACUAGAACGCUUCGCAAAGACGUCCGGAAAGCUCGUCGUCUCAUCGGACCCGAAAUAGAACGCCGGAAGAAGGAGGAAGAACAGGACCUGAAGGCAGGAAGAAAGCCCAAGCAAUACAGCGAUGCCAUCGCAUGGGUGCAACAAGCGUCGUCGAAAUCUGGAGAUUACUGCGAUCCAAUUUACGGCCAGCUGAACUACUCGCUUGGAGCGGUUCAUACGACCACUGUCACAUUCAACAAUACACUCUAUAAUUUGAUCGCGAAUCCAGAGUAUAUUGAUGAAUUACGGGCAGAACUUGUUACUGUUUUCAAAGACGCAAAAGGAUGGGAUAAGACUACGCUGAAUAAGUUGAGGUUGAUGGACAGCUGUAUGAAAGAGAGCAACCGGAUGGACCCUGCCACACUAAUGAGUAUCAGCCGAGUCGCCAACGAAGACAUCACCCUGUCUGAUGGUACCAAAGUCCCCAAGGGCGCCUCCAUCGGUCUUAUCAAUGCCGCCUCAAGGGAUCCAACCAUCUACGAGGAUCCAGAUAAGUUCAACGGUCACCGUUUCUACGAUAUGCGUCAAAUUCCAGGCAACGAGAGCAAACAUCAGUUUGUCACGACGACCGGCGAUUACCUUCCGUUCGGGCACGGCAAGCAUGCCUGCCCUGGACGAUUCUUUGCCUCCAACGAGAUCAAGAUUCUUCUCACUCAUUUAUUGUUACAGUAUGACUUCAAAUUCCCGGAUGAUCAGGGUAAGCCGGAGAUUCUCGCUCAUGGAUUGGAUUUCGGGACCAACCCGAACGCCAGACUCUUGUAUAAGUCUAGGACUCCGGAAGUGUCGCUCGACUUUUGA